This is a messenger RNA of Mesoplodon densirostris (Blainville's beaked whale), 717 nucleotides long. RefSeq names its product BPI fold containing family A member 3 (gene BPIFA3). The coding region runs from base 1 to 717 and encodes 238 amino acids. NCBI's taxonomy places the organism in Eukaryota, Metazoa, Chordata, Mammalia, Artiodactyla, Ziphiidae. Gene Ontology annotation, molecular function: lipid binding. The record is from RefSeq and is a predicted model, not a curated record. The transcript is spliced from 7 exons.
AUGCAUUCACUCUGGAGGCUCCUGGUCCUCCUCAGCUUGCUGGCCUUGCCCUUGGCACUACAGAAGCAGCACUGGCCUGGCCUGGCCAAGACCCACACAGACAACAAAUCGGGUCUGGCAAGAAUUAUUGCCCAGGGCCUCAUGAAGCGCAAUACAGAGCGCCGAAUCCAGAACAUCCGCUUCCUGGACAGUCUGAAUGCCUCCAGGCAGAUGGCCUCGGGGAUGGUGGGAUGGCUAAUUGACAGCAUGAGUCUUCAGCAGCAUCAAGAAGGCAGCGCCAACAUCACCAACAUUCAGCUGGACUAUGGCGGGAUCCGGAUGUCUUUCCAUAAGGAGUGGUUCUUGGCAAACAUCUCACUUGAAUUUGACAUUGACUCGAGACUGCCCUUCAAUAACCAGAUCAUAAAGGCACACGCACGCAUGAACCUCGCUGUGGAGUUCCGGCUGGAGAAAGAUGAGUUUGGCCGGAGGGAUCUGGUGAUAGGCAACUGCUGCGUGGAGCCCAGCAGCGUCCGCAUGACUGUCCUCACUGAAGAUAUCCCACCAAAGAUGAAACAUUUUUUCCACAACCUCAGAGACAACCUGGAAAAAGUUUUCCCACACCUGAUAGAAAGUCAGGAAUGUCCUCUGAUCGAUGAAAUCCUCAGGCAGCUGGAUGUGAAACUGUUGAAAAGCCUCAUGGAGCAGGCCAUUGCUCAUGAACUCAACCAACUUUGA